Messenger RNA from Pseudonaja textilis, 5124 nucleotides. RefSeq names its product mediator complex subunit 20 (gene MED20). The record is from RefSeq and is a predicted model, not a curated record. Gene Ontology annotation, molecular function: transcription coactivator activity. Gene Ontology annotation, biological process: regulation of transcription by RNA polymerase II. NCBI's taxonomy places the organism in Eukaryota, Metazoa, Chordata, Lepidosauria, Squamata, Elapidae. Gene Ontology annotation, cellular component: mediator complex.
UUCUGGUAGAAGCGGGGGCAAGGAAGGCGGGUCUGGCUGGGAGGUCGCUGCAACGCUUCACAAUCCGAGAGGAAACAACCCGGAGUUGUUGGGCGCCCUUGCUGCAAAAAACAACAACAACAAACAAAAACAAAAACCCCGACCCCCAUCGUGCUCGGAGGCCGUGGCAAGCAUGGGCGUCACCUGUAUAUCUCAGAUGCCAGUAACAGAGGGAAAAAGUGUUCAGCAAACAGUUGAAACCUUAACAAGAAAACUGGAGCUACUUGGUGCAGAAAAACAAGGAACAUUUUGUGUGGAUUGUGAAACCUACCAUACUGCGGCCUCCACAAUGGGCAGUCAAGGACAGACUGCCAAACUGAUGUAUGUGAUGCACAAUUCGGAAUAUCCCCUCAGCUGUUUUGCUCUCUUUGAAAAUGGCCCAUGUCUCAUAGCAGAUACCAACUUUGACAUACUUAUGGUGAAAUUGAAAGGCUUCUUUCAAAAUGCCAAAGGAAACAAAAUAGAGAGCCGAGGCACUCGGUACCAGUACUGUGAUUUUUUGGUGAAGGUUGGCACAGUCACCAUGGGGCCCAGCGCCCGUGGAAUAUCUGUUGAGGUGGAAUAUUGUCCAUGUGUCGUAACCACUGACUGUUGGAACCUUGUAAUGGAAUUCAUGCAGAGCUUUAUGGGAAAUCAUGCUCCUGGUAUCCCCUCUGUGUUCAAUAAUAAGCAUGACAGCAUCUACAAUCCAGCUGAUACAAUAGUUCAAUACAUGGAACUUUUCAACAAAAUUCGCAAGCAGCAGCAGGUGCCUGUGGCAGGUAUGAGAUGAAGUAUCAGAAAAUGUUCUUCAAGUAAGCAACCACUUUGUUGAAUAGAAAUUCAGUCCAGUGUUCUAGAUGGUAGUUGUUACCCAUCAAAGCAACACAUCUCUGUUCUAAAUAUCUUUUUGUUGAAGAUGAAUACUCUCUCAUAUCAGACUCUCAGAAAUCUGUGCCAUAGUUACUUUGCCCUUGUUUUAGAUUCAGGGAAUCUAGUCAUGGAAACCAAUAUCUGUACUGUUAUACAUAGGUUAAAUUUUAUAUUAGUGAAAACAUAGAAUCUGUAUGUAUUGGUUUUAAAGAUGUUGUUUGUCAUUGUAUUCUUCUGUCCAGUAGGUAGUACUUAUUGUUUAGUUUGCAUUUUGCUCCUGUAAAGCCUUUUUGUUAGUUCUCAUAUAAAUAUAUCAUUCUUCCCAAUUAAAAAGUUAUUAAAAGCUAUUUUCUAAUUAAUUUAGUCAAGUCUUGAUAAAUUAAAUUCAGAAUUGUCAGUAUCAGAUCAAUUCCAUAUAGACCAAACAACUUGACUGUGAAAAAAGUAUAUUUCAGUAAUUGAUUCUUAUUCCCAUCAUAUAAAUAAUCUGGUAUAAUUUAAAAUGCAACCUGAGUUUUUUUAUUCCUUGCACAUGGGUAGCUGUUUAACUUGGAGAACUAGAGCAUAAAUAUAUUUGAAAAGAAUGUUGGUCUUACCUGAUAUGUUUAUUCUCUUUGGUGGUAAGAGAGUCCAAAUAAGGAUUAACUCUGUCUCCUAGCUGAUUGGAUUGAGUCUGUUAAAGGUACUUUGGCUCCACCUCUGUUGCUGGGUUUCCCCAGCUUUCAGCGAAGUCACAUGACAGACUGGACUUGCCUCUGUAAGUGGGAUAAGAACUAAACUCAUCUUCCCCUGGCCUGCACCCCAGACCAGACGUACCCAGGGCGGGGCUGGACUCUCUUACCAUCAAAGAGAAUCAACAUAUCAGGUAAGACCAAUGUUUUUUCUCCUUUGUGUGGUUGUGAGAGUCCAGGUAAGGGACAUACCAAAGCUGGAGUGUCCAAAGGAGGGUCAAGUCUGGUCCUGGUCACACUGCUCUGUAUGCAUUCUCUGCAGAACUCAUCUGUCAAACGCUGCAUCGGCCGGUGCGAAGGCGUCCAAGCAGUAGUUUCUGAUGAAUGGAGAGGGUGAAGACCACGUAGCUGCCCGGCAGAUCCUGCAUGGCCCAAGCUGCCAUUGUAGCCGCACUCCUCAUAGAAUGGGCUGUCACUCCAUGAGGCAGUGGAAGAGACCUACUCUCUUAGGGUCUAGAAAUGCAGGAACAGAUCCACCUGCCCACAGUCGAUGGUGUGAAUUUACCACCCAAUGUGGCUGUUGAAAAGACACGAACCCAUUUUAUGGAAAGCAGCAGUCCUCUAAAUAUAGCUCUUUAAAGCUCUACGGACAUCAAUCGUUUGCCACACCCGUUCUAAUGCAUGACCAGGGUUUGGACAGAAAUUAGGCAGGAUGAGUUCCUGUGCCCUGUGGAACCACAAAUUGACUUUAGCUACAAAGGCUAGAUACAACCUCAGGACCAUCCUGUCCGAGUGAAAGAUGCACAGGUCCUCACAAACUGACAGAGCCGCCAGCUCCGAGACCCUUCUAGCCGAUGUUAUUAUGGAGACUAGCAGAUCUUAGCGGUUCGAAGGGAGUGCAAGUAAGAGACUGUAAUACUUUGGACAGGUCCCAUGUGGGGUACCUGUGUACUACCGGAGGUCGAAGAUUAGUAACUCGUUUAAGAAAUCUGCGCACUGUAGGAUUGUGUGUUAGGGAACCUGACUUCCCAUAAGGCAGAACUGAAGAUAAGGCCACUCCCUGCUGGCGAAUUGUAUUAGCUGAAAGUCCUUUGUUAAGGCCAUUCUGCAGAAACUCCAAAAUAUUUGCAAUAGGUACAGCUAUAGGAUUAAGUCCUGACUUAGAGCACCACUGACAAAAAGCCUUCCAAGUUGCAUCAUAAAUACAUUUUGUAGAAGGCCUUCUAGCAGCCUGAAUAGUCUGGAUAACUCUAUCUGAAAGAUUAUCCCGCCUCAGAGAGCCCCACUCAAGCGCCAUGAGGCUAGCUGUAGUCACUGUGGCUCCACAUGAACCAGGGCUCCCUGAUGCAGAGAGAUCCUGUCUUGCAGAAUUCUCCAUGGCAGAGCAAUGGAUAAAUUUACCGGGUCUGCAAACCAGGGACGGCAGAGUCAAUAAGGCACCAGCAGGAUGACCUCCGCCCUCCUCCAAAACCUUCCGGACCACCACUGGUAAGGGAAAAGGAGGAAAAGUGUACAAGAGGCCUGGAGGCCACCAGCUUUGUAGGGCAUUGGUCCCCUCCACUCCUGAGGUGAUGAAUCUGGGGUGAUGAAUCUGGUGAAGAACCUGGGCAGUCAGGUACUGCUUGGGUUAGCAAAUAAAUCUACAACGGGUUGGCCGAACCUCCUUCUCAUCUCUUGGAAAAGAGAGGGACCGUAUGAUCUCUUCUGGCUCUGCUGAGCCAGUCCACCUACACAUUGUCUAUUCCAGAGAUGUGCUCUGCCCAAAUAUUUAUGAGAUGGUUUUCUGCCCAGCGGCCCAAGCAUUCCACUUCCAACAUGAGGGACCUGGACCAUGUCCCCCCUUGUCAGUUUAUGUGCGCCUUGGCGGCCACAUUGUCAUAAUUAGAACAUGAGCCCCCUCCACCAAAUGUUGAAAACUCCUGAGGGCCAAAUGAACAGGCCUCAACUCCAACCAGUUGAUGUUUCUUCCUUGUUCCAGCCAUGACCACUGCCCCUGCACCAUUUCUGACCAUAGAUGCGUUCCCCAUCCGGAAAGGCUGGCAUUGGUCGUGAUGAUGAGCCUGAUGGGCUCCUUGAAUAGGUGACCUUUGCAGAUCGCCCAUGAUUGCCACCACUGGAAUGACCUUGUUACCGACCUCGGAAUCCUGACCUUGAACAAGGAGUGACUCCUGCCUGCCCUCCCUUGGGGGCUUGCUGGAAGUCUGGGCCUCUGCCAUUUUAGCCUGAAGGACAGGGAAGCAUGUGCCAAAAGAGGAGGGGGUGGAAGGUGAAUGCUGCAGCCCCCCCCCCCUCCAACCCCUACAUGUGCACCAAUGGAUUUCUCCUUACCAGGUCUUCUGGCUUGAUUCUGGCCGUGCAAUGCCUUUAGCUAAGCUCUGGCCACACCCUGCUGGAAAUCCUGUCCUGGCCUUGCUAGUGCCUUGUCAUGCCAGAAGAGAGCCAAGAAAUCUGUUCAGGCCCUGAUCAAUCUGGGUCAGGCCCUCCAAGGCUGCGAUACUUGAUCCUUUCCCUCAGUGCUGGGUCGCUUCCCCCAGCACUGGCACUAGCAGCAGGAGCACAGGCUGAUCAGCUGUGAAGCAGGCUGAUCCUCCCACCGAUCCAUGUUCACCACUGACUACACAGCCAUGGCCUGCACGUCUGCAGCCCUGCACGCCGCUUUUCCUCAGGCAGCUCCAACAAUGGAGCAAAAAGCCUGCAGCACCGACCUCUUCUUUAUCUCCAAAUUCUCCAAAACACACUCUUUGCAAAACUGAAAAUACAAGAGGUUAAAAGACACGUCCGUCCUGGCUGAGGGACUAAGUCAAAAUCUGGGGAAAGCCAGCAACAGAGGUAGAGCUAAAGUAGCUUUGACAGACUCAGUCCAAUCCGCUAAGAGGUGGAGUUAACCCUUACCUGGAUUCUCGCAACCACACAAAGGAGAAAGAAAGGUUCAGUUUUAAAAUUCUAAAGUCGUAAACAUGUAAAUUUUCAUCAGGAUUUUAUAUGGAUAACUUUAUUCAACAGUCAAAGUCUAUAUGGUCAAAGUAACGACUGUUAUUUUGUAACUGAUUUCAGAAUGUAAUAACUUUUUUCUGUCUAUGCAUAAUAAGCAUUGUCCUACUGAAAGUGAGAGUAAACAUUUAUUUGAAGUUUUGGUUUUGUGCUCAAACACUGCAGCUGUUAAUUGUAUUUGGUCAUUAAUUCUUUCUUUUUCCAUUAGAAAACAUUAAAACUAUAUAAAAUUAAAAAUUAUGGUCAAUAUUAUUGAUUGGCUCAAAACAAUUAUUGCCCAAAUCAUUCGUGAUGUUUUUAUUGGGUAAGCAACUGUCAUUUUUAAGUCUAUAUAUUAAAACAUUAAAGUGCCUAGAAAUGUUUCUCAGUAUUUUUAACCUUACUCAUUGGCUAUGAGCCCAGAAAGAUUUGACAAAUUGUUAAUAUAUGCAGAAAAUUGUCUGCAUUGUAAGCAAAUGAAUAAUUUUAACAUAAGAAAAUUGAAUCUGAUCGAUGAACCAUAUCCAACUUUAAUAUGUUGUGACUUUUGUGAUUGCUGAUGAACUGCAGGCAAUAAAGACUGAAGACUCAG